UUAGGUACACUCAAAUCUGGGACAGGAACAUGGAGAAAAUGUCACGGGUCACCACAGCCCUCGGCAGCAACAGCAUCACCGGCCGAACAAUGUUCUGCCACCUGGAUGCUCCGGCCAAUGCCAUCAGCGUGUGCCGGGACGCCACCCAGGUGGUUGUCGCCGGACGCAACAUCUUUAAGAUCUAUGCCCUCGAGGAGGAGCAGUUCGUCGAGAAGCUGAAUCUGCGCGUCGGCCGCAAACCGUCCCUGAACUUCAGCUGCGCCGACGUCAUGUGGCACCAGAUGGAGGAGAACCUGCUGGCCACGGCUGCCACCAAUGGGGCCGUGGUCACCUGGAAUCUGGGGAAACCUUCCCGCAACAAGCAGGACCAGCUGUUCACUGAGCACAAACGAACCGUCAAUAAGGUGUGCUUCCACCCAACAGAGGUUUACAUGCUGCUGAGUGGAUCGCAGGAUGGCUUCAUGAAGUGCUUUGAUCUGCGCAAAAAGGAGUCUGUUAGUACUUUCUCAGGUCAGUCAGAGAGUGUGAGGGACGUCCAGUUCAGCAUGAAGGAUUAUUUCACGUUCGCUGCUUCCUUUGAAAAUGGUAACGUCCAGCUGUGGGACAUUAGGCGGCCAGAUCGGUACGAGAGGAUGUUCACGGCGCAUACCGGUCCCGUGUUCUGCUGCGACUGGCACCCUGAUGACAGGGGUUGGCUGGCCACAGGAGGCAGAGACAAGAUGGUGAAGGUGUGGGACAUGACGACAAACAGGGCCAAGGAGAUCUACUGCGUCCAAACAAUCGCGUCAGUUGCUCGAGUUAAAUGGCGUCCAGAGCGGAAGUUUCACUUAGCCACAUGCUCCAUGAUGGUGGACCACAACAUCUACGUGUGGGAUAUCCGGCGACCUUUCAUCCCCUUCGCUACCUUCGAGGAACAUAAAGAUGUGACCACUGGGAUCGUGUGGCGUCACCAACACGACCCUCACUAUCUGCUCUCGGGCUCCAAAGACAGCACUCUCUACCAGCACAUGUUUAAAGACGCAACACGCCCCGUGGACAAGGCCAACCCUGAGGGUCUGUGCUUCGGACUGAUGGGCGACUUGGCCUUUGCUGUCAACGAGAGUCUGAUCAGCAGCGACGCCAGCAGGAAGCCCUACCCUGGAGGAGACCGCCGUUACCCCUUCUUCUCGUUUAAGAAGGCCAACCCCACUGAGCAGUUUGCUCAUGUGUCCAGCGCUCUUAGCGUCUUUGAGACGGACUUGGACAGUAAUUGCAUGGACGGGUUUGUAAAAACAGCCCAACUCUACCUGCUCAGUGGAAAGCCGUUUACUGAGCUGUGCGACCAUAAUGCCAAGGUAGCGCAGGAGCUCAAAAGACCCCAGGUUUCCACGACGUGGACCAUGCUGAGAAUCAUGUUCUCUGAACCGGCACCCGGUCCAAAUCAGAACCUCAGCAAACUCGGCAGCCUGCCGCUAAUGAUCAGCUUCAGCAUGAAAGACUUGGGUUCAGUGAUGGGUCCGGAGGGCAGACUGGAGCGCCACAAAGGUGAAAGCCGGCAGGAUAACAUCCACCUGGAGCCGGGGAAUUCGCACAUCAGCAACAAUAAUGAAGAAAAUGAAGAGACGGAGGGAAGCGACGGCCCUACAGAGUACAUGUUUGGUGACGCAGAGUUGGAUGACGAUGAUCUGUAUCCAAUGGAGCAUGAAAACCAAGCAGUGCCAGAGGAGCAGGUGUACACGCUACCUCCGGAAGCCUUCCAGCUGCGCCACGAGAUCAUUGAUAACCCGUCUGCACCAGAGCAUCUUCAGCAGGACAAGGCCGACUCCCCGCAUGUCAGCGGGAAUGAGGCGGAGGUCACCUGCUUGACACCCAUUGAGACGGUCUCGCUCAUCUCCAUCUCUCAGCCUCUGUACAGUCCACAUUUACACGGCAGCUUCUUCUGCCCCAUCGUGAGGGAGAUGCUGAGCCACUACGCCGAGCAGGGCGACGUGCAGAUGGCCGUGUCUGUGCUCAUCGUGUUGGGGGAGAGGAUUCGCAAGGAGAUCGACGACCUCACCCAGGAGCACUGGUACAUGUCCUACAUAGACCUGCUGCAACGAUUCGAGCUGUGGAAUGUGUCCAACGAGGUCAUCAAGCUGAGUACAUGCAGCGCCAUCACCUGCCUGAACCAGACGUCCACCACUCUGCACAUCAACUGCAGCAACUGCAAACGGCCGAUGAGCAACAAAGGGUGGAUCUGUGACAGGUGUCGCCAGUGUGCCAGUGCCUGUGCGGUGUGCCACCAUGUGGUGAAGGGGCUCUUUGUUUGGUGUCAGGGCUGCAGCCACGGUGGACACCUAGAGCACAUCAUGAAUUGGCUAAAAAACAACUCCCACUGCCCUGCAGGAUGUGGUCACAUGUGUGAAUACACAUGAUGAGCGCGAACAACGUCCAGGUGCCUCGGAGAAUUCACAGUUGCUCAUUCUUCUGUGUCCUCAAACUUCAAAGAACAUCUUCCAUUUUUGGGACAUUUCAACUAUAAGAACUCUGGACACCAUGGGAUGGAUUUCAGUUUAGAAACUAAACAAACAGCUAGGCUACCAAAUAAAUUCUUAAACACA
This is a messenger RNA of Cyprinodon tularosa, 2579 nucleotides long. RefSeq names its product WD repeat domain 24 (gene wdr24). Bases 30 to 2393 code for a protein of 787 amino acids. NCBI's taxonomy places the organism in Eukaryota, Metazoa, Chordata, Actinopteri, Cyprinodontiformes, Cyprinodontidae. Gene Ontology annotation, biological process: positive regulation of TOR signaling. Gene Ontology annotation, molecular function: protein binding. The transcript has 9 exons. The record is from RefSeq and is a predicted model, not a curated record.